This is a messenger RNA of Solanum lycopersicum (tomato), 740 nucleotides long. RefSeq names its product GPI-anchored protein LLG1-like. The record is from RefSeq and is a predicted model, not a curated record. NCBI's taxonomy places the organism in Eukaryota, Viridiplantae, Streptophyta, Magnoliopsida, Solanales, Solanaceae.
AUUAUUUAAAUAGAUAAGGAGAGACCCUCUUGUGAAAGUUAAAGACAAUAAUGCAGUGGAGAUAUUAUUGCUCUUGUUUUAUCCUACUUUUAUUUUUCUCUCUUCUACAUGGAGCCUUGACUUCAAUUUCUAUAUCAGAUAGAAUUUUUGUGUACCCAAUUUCAACUGGGAGAAAUCUUCUUCAGGCUAAGGAUGCUUGUCCUGUUAGCUUUGAGUUUCAGAACUACACUAUCAUCACUAGCCAAUGCAAGCCACCACGAUACCCAGGCAAACAAUGUUGCGAUGCUUUUUUACAGUUUGCUUGUCCUUUCGUCGAAAGUCUGAAUAAUCAAUCAAAUGACUGUAUCUCUGUAAUGCACGGUUACAUCAAUCAGUAUGGACAUUACCCAACUGGUCUUUUUGCCAGUGUGUGCAAAGGUACACAGCAAGGUCUGCCUUGUCCUGCAUUAGCACCAUCACAAUCAGCUGAUCGCGAUGAUACUAGUAGCAGCCAGAUAAACUGUAAACUAUCACUAGUUUACAGUUUUGCCACAACUUUUAUGGGGAUCUUGAUGUUGAUGUUGCUUUUCUGAUAUUUAUAUCACAAGAGAACAGGUUUUGCUCAUAUUUCUGUAUUUAAAGGUUUGAUUUUUAGAUUGUUAUUGACGAUUUUUUACAUAUUUAUGUAUGUAUGUAUGUAUGAUUCGAUCGAUUUGCACCUAUAUGGUGGUAUACCUUAUUACACUUGAAUUUCCCAUGUA